AUGACAGCUACUGUAAGUAUCGAGCAGCACAAUAUAUCAUUACCAAAUAGCCACGAUAAUGGAAAAUUAGCGUUUUUCCUAUUGAAUGUAUUUACACCAGAAGAAUGUCAACAAUGGAUCGAAUUAACAGAAAAACGUGGUUACAGCCCAGCAUUGGUAAAUAUUGGUAACCUACAAGUUUUGAUGACUGGUGUUCGAAAUAAUGAUCGAUGUAUAAUUGAUGAUGUUGCUAUGGCACAAAUUAUAUUCGAACGCAUUGAAUCCUAUCUACCGAAAAAAUGGAAAGAACAUCAAUUAGUUGGACUUAAUGAACGCCUUCGUUUUCUGCGUUAUGAUCCUGGUCAAAAAUUUAAACCACAUUUGGAUGGAGAAUACGCUCGAAACGAUGAGUCAUUAGAACGCAGUUUUAUUACAGUUCAACUCUAUUUAAAUGAAAACUUUCAAGGUGGUGAAACAACUUUCAUUCAUAACACGGAUUCCAGUAAAAAUGUUGCAUGCAUUCCGCGUACAGGAAUGGUACUUAUAUUUCAACAUGAUAUACUUCAUGAAGGAUCACAAUUGAUAAAAGAUCGAAAAUAUACAGUUCGAACUGAUGUUAUGUAUAGACCAUUGAAGAAGAUAAAAUCUUCUAAAAAAUAA
Messenger RNA from Rotaria socialis, 639 nucleotides. The record is from the annotation of a GenBank genome assembly. Lineage: Eukaryota; Metazoa; Rotifera; Eurotatoria; Philodinida; Philodinidae.